Molecule: messenger RNA, 2590 nt
Organism: Cricetulus griseus (Chinese hamster)
Lineage: Eukaryota; Metazoa; Chordata; Mammalia; Rodentia; Cricetidae
Source: RefSeq, a predicted model, not a curated record
GCUCACUGUACCUGCUGCUUUAUAUCAUCUAUCAUUUACUGGCCAUAUAUGAAGAAUUUAAACCAGUUUUACUCAGAUGUCCCUGGUAGAUUUGGGGAAGAAGCUUUUAGAAGCGGCACGAGCAGGUCAAGAUGACGAAGUUCGUAUUUUGAUGGCAAAUGGAGCUCCUUUUACGACAGACUGGCUGGGAACUUCUCCACUUCAUCUGGCCGCACAGUAUGGGCAUUACUCUACCACAGAGGUACUCCUCCGAGCCGGUGUAAGUAGGGAUGCCAGGACCAAAGUGGACCGGACACCACUGCACAUGGCAGCUUCUGAGGGCCAUGCCAGCAUAGUAGAGGUUUUGCUUAAGCAUGGUGCUGACGUCAAUGCAAAGGAUAUGUUAAAGAUGACAGCUCUGCAUUGGGCGACAGAACAUAAUCAUCAAGAGGUGGUGGAACUUUUAAUCAAAUAUGGUGCUGAUGUACACACGCAGAGUAAAUUUUGUAAAACUGCAUUUGAUAUUUCAAUAGACAAUGGAAAUGAAGAUUUAGCAGAGAUAUUACAGAUUGCUAUGCAGAACCAAAUCAAUACCAACCCGGAGAGUCCUGACACUGUGACAAUACACACUGCCACACCACAGUUCAUCAUUGGACCUGGAGGGGUGGUGAACCUAACAGGUCUGGUAUCUUCAGAAAAUUCAUCCAAGGCAACAGAUGAAACAGGAGUAUCUGCUGUUCAGUUUGGGAACUCCUCUACGUCAGUAUUAGCUACAUUAGCUGCCUUAGCUGAAGCGUCUGCCCCAUUGUCCAAUUCUUCAGAAACUCCAGUAGUGGCCACAGAGGAGGUGGUUACUGCAGAAUCUGUGGAUGGUGCAAUUCAGCAAGUAGUUAGCUCAGGGGGUCAGCAAGUCAUCACGAUAGUUACCGAUGGAAUCCAGCUUGGAAACUUGCACUCCAUUCCAACUAGUGGGAUGGGCCAGCCGAUCAUUGUGACCAUGCCUGAUGGACAGCAAGUGUUGACAGUGCCAGCAACAGACAUUGCUGAGGAGACUGUCAUCAGUGAAGAGCCACCAGCUAAGAGGCAGUGUACGGAGAUAAUGGAGAGCCGGGUGGAGUCUGCAGAAAUUGAAGAGAGAGAAGCACUUCAGAAACAGCUGGAUGAGGCAAACCGUGAGGCGCAGAAAUACCGACAGCAGCUGCUCAAGAAGGAGCAAGAGGCAGAAGCUUACCGGCAGAAGCUAGAGGCCAUGACACGCCUCCAGACCAACAAAGAAGCUGUCUAGCCACCGAGAACAGGAGUUUGAUUUUACCUUUUGUCCAGAAUGAAUGCAGUCUUGAACUGUACACAGUAAGGACACAGCCAUGGAAUACCGGAUAAUAGAAAAUACUACAGAUUGAUAAUGGGACUUAAGCCAUGAGCUCUGAAUUCUUGUAAUAUAAAAAACUUUAGAACUUGUGAAAUGUAUUUAAAACUGAAUUCUGUAAAUAGUUUUUUGGUUGUUUCUUUUUUUACAGUUACAAAUGAGUUGAUAAAAGAUUGUUGAGGAGAUCCAAAAAAAAAAAAAAAAACCACAGUAAGGCACUGUUACAAGUAAUUCUUGAUUUGGGUACAGACUUCAUUUCUCAGAAACAGAAGUGGUUGUUGUCAGUUAGACCAAAUGUGUAAUAAUUAUGGUGGACUGAUGCUGGAAAUAACUCUGCAAAGAGAUUUCUCCCAGGAACUUUUGUACAGCUUUUAAGUUGUCUCAGGUUCUCUGAAAACAUUUUUUAGGAAGCAGAAAUUUUAUAUUUGUUCAAUUUCAGCUACAUGCAAGUAGAUUUACAUGUAUAUGAAGCAAAUAUUUUUAAAAUUUUGUUUGUACAUAUUCUGCAUGUUUUAUGAUUUUAAAACGCAUCACUUGCUUAGAUAUGUUUCCCACAAAGACGAUGAAAGUUACCGAGAAAUAUAAAAGGCACCACUGUCAUUCUGUUGGUCACCGAAAGUUAGUAAGCUAGCAAUGAUUUUACUGGCAACCGUGACAAUGUUCUUGGAAGGAGCAGCUUGCAAGAGAAUUUGAAUCUGCAAAAAAUGUAUGCUUUUUGGAAAAUUCCAUUGUGGGGACGUGAGACUGUAUUCUGUGCCUUCCAUCAUGAUUUCCACAUGAGCACUUUGAGGCGCUGGAUUUUAAGAUAAUGUUUUUGGCAAACUCAGUGCAUUUGGGUUUCUGAAAUAUUUCAUGGACUUAACUCCCCCCCCCCCAAGAAAUUAUUCUUAUGGAAAAUUGCUUUUGUAUGUAGAACAGGAACUUUUUGUACUCAGUGAUGCUAUAGAUACGUCUAAUGUAACUUUCGAUAUUCCCUGUAAAAGUUCCAGGCCUGUGUUGCAACUCAGUCUCAUCACAAUGUUGUCAGUUCCACAGUGUGUGGACAUUCGACAGACUAUUCCAUUCUUUUUUGUAAAGUGUAACUUCAAGCUCUUUAUUUUUUUUUGUUUGUUUUAUUGCUUUAUGAAAAUGUUUAACCCCAAAACUACUCUAGAUUAUCUGUAUAAAGAACCAAUUACCUUCAAGACUGUACUCUGGCCUCCUUUUCUAUUUUACAAUUAAAUAACUUUCCACAUAUGCUCAGUG